ACAGUAAACAUGAAGGUUGGAAGUUUUACGUGAAUGUUGUACAUUCAUUAUGUACAACAUUUGUUAAAAAAUUUGCUGUACAGAAGUUGGUCAUUUAACAUCAAAAGAAUAUCUGGUGAUAAAAUGGGAAGACAUUCUUUAAUAAGUAAGAGAAAGAAGAGGCAAGAAAACAGAAGAAGAAACAGAAUGCAAAAGGCAAGGCUCCGGCAGUUAAAUGAGAGUUCAGAGGCAUUUAAAGAUUUCAAUCAAGAAAACAUAGAGAAAGUUGAACAAGAGGAGGAAACUUUAUUAGGGAAAGUGGAGGAGGCAGAAAGGGAAGUAAAUGUGCAGUGUAGGGAGGAUGGCAUAUUUAUAGAUGACACCUGUAUAGAGAAAAGAAACACCUACAAGACAGCAAAGGAGUUAUUUGGGAAUGGAGACAGGGAAACAGUUAAAUUGUGCAAGAUGUUGGAUGAUGAAAGAGACAAAAGGGAGAAGCUCUUAAAAUUUACCAACUAUUGUAUUCAUUUAGUUAAGAGUAGAAAAAAAUGCAAAUUUUGUUGAAAAUUUUGACUAUAUUAUUUUCAAUGUUUUUACAUUAGGUACGUGUAUGAGUGAACAUAUCAAAAUUCUUGAGUUCUUAGCACUAUAUCCUUUCACUUUGCUUUUCGUAAUUUUUUUUUUUUAGUUUUUUGUUAAGAGAAACAAAACAAAAAAAAUUGGCUGUGUUGAUACAUGUACUCCAGUUAUUAGUAUUGUUUUUUUUUUUGGGGGGGGGGGGGGGGGGUUAUUAAUUUUUUUUCCUGUUGAAAUCAUAUUUUAUUUUUUUUGGAAAAGUUUAUUUUGAUAAGCAAUUAAACAUGUCGGGGAAACAAAAACUCUCAUUUUCCCAUCAAGCUCAGCGGAAAAAAAUGUCGAGAAAAGAAUGUCCAGGAUGUAAACAAUCAUUUACUUCUAGAUAUUUCCAACAGCACAGAGAAAGAAACUUCUGUAAUAAUCAAUGGAUUUGUUCCAAAUCUAGAUCUGUCUUUGAAAAUAUUGAAUUUUCAUCUCAUGAGGUCAUUGAGGAAUUAUCUGAUAGUUCAUCAGAUGAAAAUGUAUCUUCUCAUAGAUUACAUGAUGUUUUUCAAUCCUAUUUACGAAAAAAAAAUUAUGAAAAAAAUUGUGACGCAGACUCUGAAAGUGAAGAUGAGGUUUGGAAUAGCACAAGUUUAGAGGAUAUAGAUUUAGACCUUCAGAUGGAGGAGCUUUGUGGAGAAAAUGGAAUUAAUGAUGGAACUGUUCCAAACCCAAACAUGAAUCAGUUGUAAAUACAUAUGUGCUGAUGGUAUGCUUUUUAACAAGAAUGUAUCUUACAUCUGUCCUGUUAUCAAAGGGGUUAAUGUAUGAACAAAAUGCAAGGUUGAUGUAUUUUACUGUAUCGAUAGAUUGAGGUAUUUCAAAACAAUGUUUUAUGUGAUAUAUUGGUAAGCAAAAUUGGAAUAUUUUUGUCUUUAGCCAGUUGGUAUGAGCCAUUUUGGAAGGAUGCACGUCCUGUGCCAGUUGGCAUCAGCCAUCUUGGAAGGAUGCACGUCCUGUGCCAGUUGGCAUCAGUCAUCUUGGAAGGAUGCACGUCCUGUGCCAGUUGGCAUCAGCCAUCUUGGAACAGGAUAUGUGGCUAAUUUCAUGUAUUCAUGUAAUGUUUGUGAAAACCUUUAAUGUACUUUAAUACCUGUGUUUUCUAACAUUUGAAUUGUUGGACAUACAUGUACCAUGGCUAUUUCGGUGAUAUGAAGACGUAUAUAGAAAUGUUUUCCCAAAAUGUUGAAGGGGAGGUCAUAUUUUUGAUUAUUUAUGCUUAAAAGAGACGUAUGCAAUAAACGAAAAUAAAACCUGU
This is a messenger RNA of Ostrea edulis (European flat oyster), 1855 nucleotides long. RefSeq lists its product as uncharacterized. NCBI's taxonomy places the organism in Eukaryota, Metazoa, Mollusca, Bivalvia, Ostreida, Ostreidae. The record is from RefSeq and is a predicted model, not a curated record. Bases 34 to 543 code for a protein of 169 amino acids. The transcript is spliced from 4 exons.